AUGACAUCACCCAGCAACUACUCUACCACUCCCGUUUCUGAAUUCCUCCUCAUCUGCUUCCCUAACUACCAGACUUGGCAGCACUGGCUGUCCCUGCCCCUCAGCCUCCUCUUCCUCCUGGCCAUGGGGGCCAACGCCAUGCUACUCAUCACCAUCUGGCUGGAGGCCUCUCUUCACGAGCCCAUGUACUACCUGCUCAGCCUGCUCUCCCUGCUGGACAUCGUGCUCUGCCUGACCGUCAUCCCCAAGGUCCUGGCCAUCUUCUGGUUUGACCUCAGGUCCAUCAGCUUUUCUGCCUGCUUCCUCCAGAUGUUCAUCAUGAACAGCUUCCUCCCCAUGGAGUCCUGCACAUUCAUGGUCAUGGCUUAUGAUCGCUACGUGGCCAUCUGCCACCCACUACGUUAUCCAUCCAUUAUCACUAAUCAAUUUGUCGCCAAAGCUAGUGCUUUCACUGUGGCUCGGAAUGCUUUGCUGCUUUCACCUGUCCCCAUUCUCUCUUCCCGACUCCAUUACUGUGGGAAAAAUGUCAUUGAGAACUGCAUCUGUGCCAACUUGUCUGUGUCCAGGCUCUCCUGUGACAAAACCACAGUGAACCGAGCUUAUGGGUUGGCAGUGGCCCUGCUGGUGGUUGGACUGGAUGUCGUGGCCAUUGGUAUUUCCUAUGCCUUCAUCCUCCAGACAGUGCUGAAAGUACCAGGGGGUGAAGCCCGACUUAAGGCCUUUAGCACAUGUGGGUCUCACAUUUGUGUCAUCCUGAUCUUCUAUGUUCCUGGAAUGUUCUCCUUCCUCACUCACCGCUUUGGGCACCAUGUACCCCAUCAUGUUCAUGUUCUUCUGGCCACACUCUACCUCCUUGUGCCACCUGUGCUCAAUCCUAUUGUCUAUGGGGUGAAGACUCGGCAGAUCCGCCAGCGAGUACUCAGGGUAUUCUUCCCAAAAGGAUGGAUCUGA
Suricata suricatta (meerkat) is the source of this 951-nucleotide messenger RNA. Its product is annotated as olfactory receptor 56A1-like. The transcript has 2 exons. The coding region runs from base 1 to 951 and encodes 316 amino acids. The record is from RefSeq and is a predicted model, not a curated record. Gene Ontology annotation, molecular function: G protein-coupled receptor activity; olfactory receptor activity. Lineage: Eukaryota; Metazoa; Chordata; Mammalia; Carnivora; Herpestidae. Gene Ontology annotation, cellular component: membrane. Gene Ontology annotation, biological process: G protein-coupled receptor signaling pathway.